Messenger RNA from Pistacia vera, 516 nucleotides. RefSeq names its product 40S ribosomal protein S25-4-like. The coding region runs from base 54 to 380 and encodes 108 amino acids. The transcript is spliced from 4 exons. Gene Ontology annotation, molecular function: structural constituent of ribosome. The record is from RefSeq and is a predicted model, not a curated record. Gene Ontology annotation, cellular component: cytosolic small ribosomal subunit. NCBI's taxonomy places the organism in Eukaryota, Viridiplantae, Streptophyta, Magnoliopsida, Sapindales, Anacardiaceae.
AUUUCUCUUUUUGCUCUAAAACCCUAACUCAAGGAACUCAGUCAUCAGCUACAAUGGCGCCGAAGAAGGAUAAGGCUCCACCUCCGUCAUCGAAGCCGGCGAAAUCCGGUGGCGGCAAACAGAAGAAGAAGAAAUGGAGCAAAGGAAAGCAAAAGGAGAAGGUGAACAACAUGGUUUUGUUUGAUCAGGCAACUUAUGACAAGCUUCUUAGUGAAGUUCCCAAGUACAAGCUUGUUACUCCUUCAAUUUUGUCUGACAGAUUGAGGAUUAAUGGUUCACUUGCACGCCAAGCAAUUAAGGAUUUGAUGGCCAGAGGUGCCAUUAGAAUGAUAGCUGCGCAUGCCAGCCAGCAAAUUUACACUAGGGCUACCAACACCUAGACAACACCAAAUUUGUAUUUUUCGUUCCUUCCCUCAAAAGCAUUGAUGGAAAACUAGUUUCUAAAUGUUUCGAUUUUCGCUACAUUCAUGGUAUUCUUUUUUGGUACUGGCCAAAUGCUUAUCAUAUCUCUUGGAU